CUAGACUUUCUCUCUCCCCGCUCCCCGGCCCGGCCCCCGCCCCGCCCCGCCCCAGCCCGCUGGGCCGCCAUGGAGCGCUGGCCUUGGCCGUCGGGCGGCGCCUGGCUGCUCGUGGCUGCCCGCGCGCUGCUGCAGCUGCUGCGCUCAGACCUGCGUCUGGGCCGCCCGCUGCUGGCGGCGCUGGCGCUGCUGGCCGCCCUCGACUGGCUGUGCCAGCGCCUGCUGCCCCCGCCGGCCGCACUCGCCGUGCUGGCCGCCGCCGGCUGGAUCGCGUUGUCCCGCCUGGCGCGCCCGCAGCGCCUGCCGGUGGCCACUCGCGCGGUGCUCAUCACCGGCUGUGACUCUGGUUUUGGCAAGGAGACGGCCAAGAAACUGGACUCCAUGGGCUUCACGGUGCUGGCCACCGUAUUGGAGUUGAACAGCCCCGGUGCCAUCGAGCUGCGUACCUGCUGCUCCCCUCGCCUAAAGCUGCUGCAGAUGGACCUGACCAAACCAGGAGACAUUAGCCGUGUGCUAGAGUUCACCAAGGCCCACACCACCAGCACCGGCCUGUGGGGCCUGGUCAACAACGCAGGCCACAAUGAUGUAGUUGCUGAUGCGGAGCUGUCUCCAGUGGCCACUUUCCGUAGCUGCAUGGAGGUGAAUUUCUUUGGCGCACUUGAGCUGACCAAGGGCCUCCUGCCCCUGCUGCGCAGCUCAAGGGGCCGCAUCGUGACUGUGGGCAGCCCAGCGGGGGACAUGCCAUAUCCGUGCUUGGGGGCCUAUGGAACCUCCAAAGCGGCUGUGGCGCUACUCAUGGACACAUUCAGCUGUGAACUCCUUCCCUGGGGGGUCAAGGUCAGCAUCAUCCAGCCUGGCUGCUUCAAGACAGAGUCAGUGAGAAACGUGGGUCAGUGGGAAAAGCGCAAGCAAUUGCUGCUGGCUAACCUGCCUCAAGAGCUGCUGCAGGCCUACGGCAAGGACUACAUCGAGCACUUGCAUGGGCAGUUCCUGCGCUCGCUACGCCUGGCCAUGUCCGACCUCAGCCCAGUUGUAGACGCCAUCACAGAUGCGCUGCUGGCAGCUCGGCCCCGCCGCCGCUAUUACCCCGGCCAGGGCCUGGGGCUCAUGUACUUCAUCCACUACUACCUGCCUGAGGGCCUGCGGCGACGCUUCCUGCAGGUCUUCUUCAUCAGUCACUGUCUGCCUCGAGCACUGCAGCCUGGCCAGCCUGGCGCUACCCCACCACAGGACGCAGCCCAGGACCCAAACCUGAGCCCCGGCCCUUCCCCAGCAGUGGCUCGGUGAGCCAUGUGCACCUAUGGCCCGGCCACUGCAGCACAGGAGGCCCCGCGAGCCCUUGGUUCCUCCCCGAAAACCCCCGGCAUUAUGAUCCCCCAAGUCUGUCCUGGACCCUGGCCUAAAGAAUCCCACCCCCCAGGCCGGGCGCGGUGGCUCACGCUUGUA
Nomascus leucogenys (northern white-cheeked gibbon) is the source of this 1446-nucleotide messenger RNA. It is a transcript of the gene HSD11B2, whose product is annotated as hydroxysteroid 11-beta dehydrogenase 2. Gene Ontology annotation, molecular function: oxidoreductase activity. Lineage: Eukaryota; Metazoa; Chordata; Mammalia; Primates; Hylobatidae. The record is from RefSeq and is a predicted model, not a curated record.